AUGAAGAAGCACAUGGAGAACCAUAUGAUGACCCAGCACGUGACGGGGGAAACUUAUCAAUGUGGUACGUGUGGGAGUAACUUUGCUGAUAAGAAGCUGUUACAAAAGCACGAGGGCACCCAUUUGGAAAAAUUCGCCCACGACAUGUUCCCUUGUCACCUUUGUCCUCUGACCUUCGUGAGGAGACAAGGCCUUCAACAACAUGUUGGGGUUGCUCAUGAAAAUCAGAGGAAUCAUCCCUGCCCACUUUGUGACCACAGGUUAACGACUUCCACAGACUUGAAGCGUCACGUGGCAACCAUACAUCCUACAAACACGGAUUUCGUCCAUUCCUGUGGCAAAUGCGAGUACCAGACAAAUUCGAAGCGUUACUUGGCACAGCACGUGAAACGACACGGGAUUGAGAAUCGACGCCACGAGUGCUACUUUUGUGGAAAAAAGUUUAUUCGUUUUGCCCACCUGGUCAGCCACAGCUGUCGGGUUCAUACAUUGGAAAAGUAA
Folsomia candida is the source of this 501-nucleotide messenger RNA. Its product is annotated as zinc finger Y-chromosomal protein-like. Gene Ontology annotation, biological process: regulation of transcription by RNA polymerase II. Gene Ontology annotation, molecular function: RNA polymerase II transcription regulatory region sequence-specific DNA binding; DNA-binding transcription factor activity, RNA polymerase II-specific. Gene Ontology annotation, cellular component: nucleus. Lineage: Eukaryota; Metazoa; Arthropoda; Collembola; Entomobryomorpha; Isotomidae. The transcript has 2 exons. The record is from RefSeq and is a predicted model, not a curated record. Bases 1 to 501 code for a protein of 166 amino acids.